AUGGAGUUCCUUCUUCUGGGACUCUCAGAUGACCCACAAGUCCAGCCUCUUCUCUUCUUCCUCUUCCUGUCCAUGUACCUGGUCGGCAUCACGGGGAACUUGCUCAUCGUCCUGGUCGUCAGCUCCGACCCCCACCUGCACACGCCCAUGUACUUCUUCCUCUCCAUCCUGUCCGUGAGUGACAUUGCUCUUACGUCCAGCACCAUCCCAAAGAUGGUUUGGAAUAUUCACACUCAGAGCAGGACCAUCUCUCAUGCGUGCUGUCUGCUGCAGGUGAGUCUGUUUAACUUUUUUGCGUGUUUGGACAGUGUCAUUCUAGCUGUGAUGGCAUACGAUCGCUUUGCCGCUAUUUGCCACCCCCUGCACUACCCCGUCAUCAUGAACCCCCGCGUCUGCGGUAUUCUGGUGCUGGUGUCAAUUUGCAUCAGCCUCUUGAACUCCCAGGUGCAUUUCUUGAUGAUACUGCUGCAUACCUUUUGCCCCGGUGUGGAAAUCCCUCACUUUUUCUGCGACCCCCCUCAACUCCUCAGACUUGCCUGCGAGGACACCUCCACUGAUAACUUAUUGAUGUACUUUAUUAUUGCUCUUCUUGGUGGUAUCCCAAUAUCAGGGAUUUUUUACUCAUACACUAAAAUUGUUUGUUCCAUCUUGAAAGUUUCAUCUCCGGAUGGGAGGUCUAAAGCCUUCUCCACCUGUGGCUCUCACCUAUCUGUUGUUUGCCUAUUUUAUGGAACGGGUUUUGGGGUGUACCUGGGCUCAGUUGUCUUUCAAUCUCUCAGGAAGGGGGCAGUGACCUCAGUGAUGUACACAACAGUUGUCCCCAUGCUAAACCCCUUCAUCUACAGCCUGAGAAACAAGGACAUCAAGAGGGCCUUCCAGAAUAUUCUUCAUAGAGCAACCUGA
Molecule: messenger RNA, 903 nt
Organism: Sorex araneus (European shrew)
Lineage: Eukaryota; Metazoa; Chordata; Mammalia; Eulipotyphla; Soricidae
Product: olfactory receptor 18-like
Exons: 1
Coding region: 1-903 (300 amino acids)
Biological process (GO): G protein-coupled receptor signaling pathway
Cellular component (GO): membrane
Molecular function (GO): olfactory receptor activity; G protein-coupled receptor activity
Source: RefSeq, a predicted model, not a curated record